AUGAGCCUGAUGCUGGAGACGCUGCUGGGCCCCCCGGGGGGGCUCCGCAAGGAGCCGGGCCGCGUUCCCCCGCGCUCCGCCGCCUCCAGCGGCUUCCACUCGUGGCCGGGACCGGUGGUGGGGCGGGCUCGGGCCGGGGGCGGUGGCGGCGGCAGCGCGGCCGCUUCCUCCACCGAGAGCCUGGACUCGCUGAACGGCGAACCGCGGGCCAGGAACGAGAAGGAGCUGCUGCAGGUGCUGAACGAUCGCUUCGCCGGUUACAUCGAGCGGGUGCGGGCGCUGGAGCAGCAGAACCGGGCGCUGGCGGCGGAGGCGGCGGCUCUGCGGCAGCAGCAGGCGGGACGCUCGGCCAUGGGCGAGCUGUACGCGCGGGAGCUGCGCGACAUGCGGGGAACCCUCCUGCGCCUGGGGGCCGAGAAGGGGCAACUGCGGCUGGAGCGGUCGCGCCUGGCCGAGGACGUGGCCGCCUUGCGGGGACGGCUGGAGGAGGAGGCCCGGCAGCGAACCGAGCUGGAGGCGGCCGCCCGCGGGCUGGCCCAACGCUCCGCGCAGGAGGAACGGGCUCGGGGCCCCUUAGAGGAGCGAGCCCGAGCCCUGCGGGAGGAGGCCGAGCUGCUGCAUCCCCGGCACAGUGCAGGCACAGGCGGAGCGAGGGCUGGUGAAGGCAGCGCACCCAGGGAGCCCCUGCUGGGGCUGGCUCUGUUGAGGACACACACAGGGGGGUGUGCAGUAUUAAAGGAUUUUAAGUUCCCCAAGAAGGGGAGACUGCAGCCUCCCUCCCUGCAGCUUUUCCUUUCCUCUGUUGCAGUGAGGCUGGACAAGCUCUCGGAGGUUGCCAAGGUGAACACGGAUGCCAUCCGCUUGGCUCAGGAGGAGAUCUGCGAGUACCGCCGCCAGCUCCAGUCCAAGACCACCGAGCUCGAAGCCCUCAAAGGGACCCAGGAGUCACUGGAGAGGCAGAGACAGGACUCAGAGGAGCGCCAUCAUGCAGAUGUCCUGUCCUACCAGGAAACCAUCCAGCAGCUUGACAGUGAGCUGAGGAACACCAAGUGGGAGAUGGCAGCUCAGCUCCGGGAGUACCAGGAUCUGCUCAAUGUCAAAAUGGCUCUGGACAUUGAAAUUGCUGCCUAUAGAAAGCUCUUAGAAGGGGAGGAAUAUCGGAUCGAGUCUGGCUUUGGGAUGCUCUCCUUCCCCGAGGUAGUUCCCAAGGCUCCCAGCAUCACUGCCAACAUCAAGGUGAAGAGUGAGGAGAAGAUCAAGGUGGUAGAAAAAUCUGAGAAGGAGACAGUGAUUGUGGAGGAGCAGACAGAGGAAAUCCAGGUGACUGAGGAGGUCACAGAGGAGGAGGAGGCGGCUGAGAAAGAGGCUGAAGAGGAGAAAGCUGAAGAGAAGGAGGAAGAAGAGGAGGAGAAACCUGAAGCAGAGGGUGAAGAGGAGGCUAAGUCUCCUGCAAAAGAGGAGGCCAAGUCCCCAGAGAAACCUGAGUCUCCCUCAAAGGAGGAGGCCAAGAGCCCGGCUGUCAAGUCCCCAGAAAAACCUGCAACCCCCUCAAAGGAAGAGGCCAAGAGCCCGGCUGUCAAAUCCCCAGAAAAGCCUGCAACCCCCUCAAAAGAGGAGGCCAAGAGCCCGGCUGUCAAAUCCCCAGAAAAGCCUGCAACCCCCUCAAAGGAAGAGGCCAAGAGCCCGGCGGUGAAGUCCCCAGAGAAACCUGCACCCCCCUCGAAAGAGGAGGCUAAGACCCCAGCUGUGAAGUCUCCUGAGAAAGUCAAAUCUCCUGUGAAGGAGGAGGCCAAGUCUCCACAGAAGGAAGUGGCCCCGGCCAAGGAGCCCACCCCCUCGCCCCCAAAGGAGCCGAAAGCCCCUGCAAAAGAAGAGCAGCCGAAGGAGGUGAAGGCUCCUUCCAAGCCUGGAGCUGAGGAGGGCAGGAAAGAAGAAGCUCCCAAGAAAGAUGUCCCAGCUAAGGUGGAGGAGAAGCCCAAAGAGAAGGCGGCUGCUGUGCCAGAGCCUCCAGCCCCACAGGUGAAGGAGACCACCAAGCCGGGCCCCAAACCUGCGGAAGAAGGAAAGGCUGAGAAGGAGGCUCCGCCAAAACCUCAGCAGGAGGUCAGCAAAGCGUCUGCGAAGGAGGCUGAGAAGCCAAAGGCUGAGGAGAAGGCGGAGGAGCCCAAGAAGGAGAAGGCGGAGGAGCCCAAGAAGGAGAAGGCGGAGGAGCCCAAGAAGGAGAAGGCGGAGGAGCCCAAGAAGGAGAAGGCGGAGGAGCCCAAAGCUAAAGCAAAACCCAAAGAUGAGCCCAAAGCCAGUAAAGAGUCCCCCAAGGCCGAGGCCCCCUCCAGCAAGGAGGCCAAAGCCCCAGAGCCGGCACCCGCCGCAGGGAAGAAGUGA
Haliaeetus leucocephalus (bald eagle) is the source of this 2382-nucleotide messenger RNA. RefSeq names its product neurofilament, heavy polypeptide (gene NEFH). Bases 1 to 2382 code for a protein of 793 amino acids. Gene Ontology annotation, cellular component: axon; neurofilament. The transcript is spliced from 4 exons. The record is from RefSeq and is a predicted model, not a curated record. Gene Ontology annotation, molecular function: structural constituent of postsynaptic intermediate filament cytoskeleton. Gene Ontology annotation, biological process: axon development. NCBI's taxonomy places the organism in Eukaryota, Metazoa, Chordata, Aves, Accipitriformes, Accipitridae.